GGCUGGUCAAAGUCAAACGGGGCGUCGAACGAUUUUGCCAAUUUUGUUUUUUUGCGCAAGCCAUGGCAAGCCUGGCGAGCACCAGCUUUCUAGUGCCUGCGCGGUCGGCGACCCCUGCGAGGCCCCGAGCAGACGCGGUCGGUCGAGAGGUGCACCGGACGCUUCGUCGCACCGGGACGCGCGGGGCGGCGACGCUCAGCGCGUGCGUGUCGCUGGGCGUGGCGAGCCAGGCGGCCCGGAGGGUCAAAGUGCGAAGAUCUGCGAAACCCAAGUCGCCCAGGUUCGCCCCAGAGGUCCCCAAGAAGGAGGAGGCCGCCGACCCCGUGGCCGAAACCGUGGACCUCACCAACGGUGCGGCCGCGGCGCCGGCGGCGGCUGAAGCGCCCGUGCCACCGCGCGGGCCGCUGGCGCGCGUGAAGACGGGGCCGCAGAUGGUGCGGCGGAAGGUGCCACGUUGGGCGCCCGAUGGCGGAGGAGCUGAGCUCUUGGUGGCGGACAAAGGGAUUGGUGGUGAGCUGGACACCCUCACGGAGGAACAGGUGCCCGGAGACGGAAGGGUCUAUCGUGUGAUUUAUGACAUGGGCAUCGGCAUCCGCAAGGAGCCCAGCAUCGGCGCCAAGCGCACGGGCGAAGAUUUGCUGAACGGCGAGUGCUUCGAGAUCAAGACCGAGCUCCGCCGCGCUGGACGGCGCUACUUUGAGCUCCUGGACGGCCGUGGAUGGGUCUUCGACUGGACCGAGAUCAACGGGGAUCGAGUCGACUUGGUCGAGUUGGCUGCACAGCUCUACACAGUCGCCUUCCCCGAUGGCGUCAACGGCAUCGCCUGGAGCUCCGACCAGACGAUGCGCUUCUGCACCGUGAACGGCUUCACCAACGAGGGCGAAGCGACCAACUUAGCACAGGCCGGCAUUCGCACCGGAGACGUCCUGGUGAUGAUUGACCAGGAUCCAGUGGUGGGCAUGCCCUUUGGCACUGUCCUGGAGCGGAUUUGGGCAACGGCCGGGCGCCAGCCGGGCUCAGGCUACUUCUACAAGGUGACCACUGAGAACCCCUACGGCAUCGGGAUUCGCGACGAGCCGGACGUGGAUGGCCCGCGCACCGGGGAGGACUUGAUUCGAGGCUCCGUCUUUGAGGCGGCCGACCUCGUCCAGGAGGAUCUCACUUAUUUGCAUUUGGCUGAUCAGCGCGGCUGGGUCUUUGACAACUCGAUCUUCGAGCCCGAGAACCCGUGUGUGGUGAAUCUCGCAGAGAUCGAGCCGGGCUGCACGUUGACCAUGUGGCGUGGCGAGGUCGACGAGCUGGCGAAGACCAUUGGCCUGAAGUUCCGCCAGGACUCCAAUGAUGGCAGACCCUUCACACUCACCGUGCUGGAAGAAGGGGAGCCCAUUCAGCGGGUGCCGGUGGCGCCGGGCUCGAACCUUCGAAAGGCACUGCUGAACAACGGCUUUCAGGUCUAUCAAGACCUCCGGUCGGUCUUCAAUUGCAGCUCACGUGGUAACGCCAACCAGCUCUGUGGUACCUGCGUGUUAGAUGUGAUGGAGGCAGCUUCCGGGUCCGCUCCGUGAACGAGGCGGCGGUCAUGGCCGCCAAUCCGCCCAGCUUUCGGCUUUGCUGCAACAUCGAUGUCUACGGCGAUGUCACCGUAAGACUGCGGCCGCGCGGAGUGAAAUAUGGCGGUGGAACCAGCUGAGCCGAGGAUCCCUAGGAUCGCCCCGGUCACAGCCAUGCGGCCUGAAGACCCCCCUGAAGGAGCGAUCCGUUCGCCAUCUGCAGGGAGCUGGUCCCUCGCCGUGGCGUAGCCAGCGGGAUCCCACACUGCCGACGCACACGUCGACAUGGAAGUGGAUGGCAGCGUUCAUCACGGAGGGGGUUGGUCUUCCGAACUCGAUCCGCUUCCGAUGCGUUCGUCAGAGGGGGCCGGGCAUGGUCUGGUCACCCACCGCUUUUCAAACCCGCUCCGUCCAUCGCCAUGUUGGGGAUCCCAGCAGAUGCCCAGAGGCCAGUCACCAGGGUGAGGCCCAGCCAAAAGACCAUCAUGUUUUG
This is a messenger RNA of Durusdinium trenchii, 2043 nucleotides long. The record is from the annotation of a GenBank genome assembly. NCBI's taxonomy places the organism in Eukaryota, Dinophyceae, Suessiales, Symbiodiniaceae.